GAAGGGUUCGCAGUGUAGCUUUUUUUUCUUGAGGGGAAUUUCGUCGUGGAUAAAUAAUCGUUUGCCCGCGUGAUAUGACCACCUGGGCACUCGGUCAGGCUGGUCUGUCUGUCGAGUCAGUCAUCACGGGGGAGAUCGACACCGCGACGGCCCUUACAUUCGCUUCCAUUUAUUCAGCGCUCGUUUGUGGGACACACCUUACUUCACAAUCAACGUAAUUCGUCCUCUCCGCCCAAAACAAUAUGGGCAUCCGUUCGUUCUUCUCAGGGGCCGCUGUCGCGGCACUCGCCGUGUCAGGAUGCCAGGGUAUCCGCAUCAUCCAGUCCAAUGACGACGGUUGGGCGGAGCUGUACCUGCGGUCCUUCCACGACUCGCUCCUCAGCGGAGGUCACGACGCCGUGGUCUCGGCCCCGGCGGAGAACCAGAGCGGCAGAAGCUCACUCGACGCCGAUCCGGGUCGUCGCACGGCAGCAUGCCAGUACGACAGCUGCCCGGCCAACACCAACGCCCCGACGGGCACCAACUCGUCUGACACCCGUCUGAACUGGGUCAACUCGUUCCCGGUCACGUCGAUGCGCUUUGGCAUCAACAGCAUCGGCCCUAGCCACUGGGGCGGGGCGGCACCCGAGCUGGCCGUUGCGGGACCCAACGUGGGCUCCAACGUGUAUCUCCAGGUGCAGUUCUCCGGCACCGUCGGCGCCGCAUGCUACGCGGUCGGCGAGGCAGGACUACCAGCCAUCGCCUUCUCGGGCCUCACGGACGGCACCCUCCCCUGGAACACGGUACCCGUGCCCGCCCGCAGCCUGAUCUACGCCGACCUGGCCGCGAACCUGACCAACGCCAUCAUCGGCGCCGGCGCCCCCUACCUGCCCCCGGGCAUCUUCCUCAACGUCAACUUCCCCGAGGUCACGGGCGCGUGCACAAACGCCGACAACUUCAAGUGGGUCAUGAGCCGCAUCAACCCGCGCACCAUCUUCUCGGCCCCGGACGUCGACACGUGCGGCAGCACGGCGCUGCCCACCGACAUGAGCGUCGUUGAUGCCGAGGGGUGUCACGUGUCCGUCAGCGUUGGCGAGUGCAGGGACAAGUCGACGGCGGACGCGGCGAACCAGAAGGUCGUGCUGGACAAGCUUGGCAGUUUCUUCUCGUGCUUGCCGUGAGCUGGGGGCUUUCUGGGUACAUAUUGUUGUUACUGUUCAAGUUGUCUGCAUCGAGAGGCUCGAGAGGAUGUUUCGGCACGGCUCAUGCGACUUCAGUAUAUAUAAAAUCAGCGUUGAUAUCGGCCAAAAUUCAAAGGCGCAUUAGUGAUCUCCA
This is a messenger RNA of Diaporthe batatas, 1314 nucleotides long. RefSeq lists its product as uncharacterized. Lineage: Eukaryota; Fungi; Ascomycota; Sordariomycetes; Diaporthales; Diaporthaceae. The record is from RefSeq and is a predicted model, not a curated record. Bases 243 to 1160 code for a protein of 305 amino acids. Gene Ontology annotation, molecular function: nucleotidase activity. The transcript has 3 exons.